Molecule: messenger RNA, 798 nt
Organism: Ambispora leptoticha
Lineage: Eukaryota; Fungi; Glomeromycota; Glomeromycetes; Archaeosporales; Ambisporaceae
Source: the annotation of a GenBank genome assembly
AUGAACGUUGAACGAGAAACUAAAGCAAAAGAAAUUCUAUCGAAGGAUGUAAAACCCGUUGGUCGUUUCUGGGUAACUAAGUACAAGAACGAGGCGGCAAAAAAUUGGGAUUUAUUCUAUAAGCGAAACAAGACAAACUUUUUUAAGGACAGGCAUUGGAUAAGUCGCGAAUUUGAGGAAUUGAGUUUGCAAGAAAGUGAUGAGGAUGUUGCAAAACAACAAAAAGUAGUUUUGGAAUUAGGCUGUGGCGUGGGGAAUUUUAUAUUUCCGAUUCUUGAUGCAAAUCCUUUUGUUUUCAUAUACGCGUGUGAUUUUUCGAAACGGGCUAUUCAAUUUAUUCAGAAUCACGAAAAGUAUAAGGAGACGCGGUGUCAUGCUUUCGUUGCUGACAUUACAAAAGAUCCGUUAAAUUUACAAAUAUAUUCAAACAGUGUGGAUAUAGUCACGGCGAUAUUUGUCGCAUCUGCUAUUCCACCGGAGCAACAUUCGCAGAUGCUUGAGAACAUCAAAGAUGUGAUGAAGCCGGGAGGUAUAGUUUGUUUUCGUGAUUAUGCUAUUUACGACGAGACACAACUACGAUUCUCCGCGGGCGGAAAUCACAAACUAGAGGAAAAUCUAUAUGUACGACAAGACGGUACAAUGUCAUAUUUUUUUUCGAUAGAAUAUUUAACGCAACUGUUUGAAAAGCACGGAUUCAAAAAAAUAUACGCGGAAUACGUCGAACGCGAAACUACAAAUAGAGCACAAGAGUUGACGGUAGAUCGUGUCUUUUUGCAGGCUAAAUUUGUAAAGUUGUAA